AUGCCGACCGCCGCAGAGACCACCACGCUGCCCCCGUCGCCCCUGGAAGGGCUGGGCGGGCUGAACGGGAAGCUGGACGCAGCGGCGGGCGCGACCUGCUGCGACGAAGCGAGCGCGGCGGCGUCCGUGCCGCCCCCGCAGGCGGCGGCGGCGGCGGCGGCGGCGUCUGUGCGGGCGGCCAGCGCUCGCCGCCCGCCGUGGUUCGCCAGCCUGCCCGACCCCGCGCGCCACCAGGACUUCUUCCGGGAGGCGCUGGAGGUGCUGGUGCAGCAGGCCGUCUUCCAGGGCACCGCCCGGGACAGCAAGGUGCUGGAGUGGCGGUCGCCGGAACAGAUGGGCGCCCUCGUCGACCUGCAGGUGCGCGACGCGCCAGUCGACCACGACCAGCUCAUCCAGUACGUCAAGGACAUCAUCAAGUACAGCGUGAAGACGGGCCACCCUUACUUCGUCAAUCAGCUCUUCUCCAGUGUGGACCCGUACGGGCUGGUGGGCCAGUGGCUGGGCGACGCGCUCAACCCGAGCGUGUACACGUACGAGGUGUCGCCGGUGUUCACGCUCAUGGAGGAGACGGUGCUGCGCCAAAUGCGGCGAAUCGUUGGCUUCGCCGACGGCCGCGGGGACGGCAUCUUCUGCCCCGGAGGCUCCAUCGCCAACGGCUACGCCAUCAGCUGCGCGCGCUUCCACGCCGCGCCCCAUGUCAAGACAAAAGGUCUGCAUGGCUUACCUCGAAUGGUCCUCUUCACUUCUGAAGAUGCUCAUUACUCGAUCAAGAAACUUGCAUCAUUUUUGGGUCUGGGGUCAGAUAACGUCUUGAUGGUGAAAUGUGAUUCGAAUGGAAAAAUGGAUUCUGUCCAUUUGGAGCAACUGGUACUCCAAGCUCAGGAAGAAGGGGCUUUGCCAUUCAUGGUGUCUGCAACAGCAGGAACAACUGUCAUAGGGGCUUUCGAUCCUAUACCAGCAAUUGCUGACAUCUGCAAAAAGUAUAACAUGUGGUUACAUGUAGAUGCUGCAUGGGGAGGAGGUGCUCUGAUGUCUCGAAAAUACAAGCAUCUCCUAGAAGGAAUUGAAAGAGCUGAUUCUGUCACCUGGAAUCCACACAAGCUUCUGACUGCUCCUCAACAGUGUUCAACAUUUUUGACAAAACAUGAGACUGUACUUUCUGCUUGCCACUCUGCCAGUGCUCAAUACCUUUUCCAAAAGGACAAAUUCUAUGACACUCAGUAUGACACUGGGGACAAGCAUAUUCAAUGUGGCCGCCGUGCUGACGUUCUAAAAUUCUGGUUCAUGUGGAAAGCUAAAGGCACAUUAGGACUUGAGCAACACAUUGACACGGUGUUUGACAAUGCUGAGUAUUUCACCCAGCAGAUUAAGAAGACAGAAGGCUUUAGGUUAUUGAUGGAGCCACAAUGUACCAAUAUCUGUUUUUGGUACAUUCCUCCCAGUUUGAGAGGGCAGGAAGACAGAGAGGAUUUUAAUGACCUUUUACACAAGGUUGCACCAAAAAUUAAGGAACGCAUGAUGAAGACUGGUUCGAUGAUGGUUACCUACCAGCCUCUUCGUGGACUGCCAAAUUUCUUUCGGUUGGUGCUCCAAAAUUCUGGACUUAAUCAUGACGACAUGGAUUUUAUCAUUCAAGAAAUACAAAAUCUUGGCAGAGAUCUGUAAUUUUAAUGUGAAUUGUUGUAAAGUUAUUCGUGUGAUUGUGAGUGUAUAUAACAUUUCAGUAUUAAACUUUAACUCGUGCUCCAUACUUUAAAAAUAAGGUUAAUAGUGGAUAAAAAAUAUUGGCAGCGGUGGGAUUCGAACCCACGCCUCCGAAGAGACUGGUGCCUUAAACCAGCGCCUUAGACCGCUCGGCCACGCUACCACGCAAAGUUGAGUCAUAACAUAUGAUCUUUGUGGUAGCCAUAUUCUUUGUAUAUUAGAAACUUCGAUUUUUACUAUAAUAAAAGCGUAUAAUUUUGUUCAAUA
Messenger RNA from Gryllus bimaculatus (two-spotted cricket), 1971 nucleotides. Lineage: Eukaryota; Metazoa; Arthropoda; Insecta; Orthoptera; Gryllidae. The record is from the annotation of a GenBank genome assembly.